Messenger RNA from Myxocyprinus asiaticus (Chinese sucker), 1103 nucleotides. RefSeq names its product NADH:ubiquinone oxidoreductase complex assembly factor 2 (gene ndufaf2). Lineage: Eukaryota; Metazoa; Chordata; Actinopteri; Cypriniformes; Catostomidae. The coding region runs from base 78 to 569 and encodes 163 amino acids. The transcript has 4 exons. Gene Ontology annotation, cellular component: membrane. The record is from RefSeq and is a predicted model, not a curated record. Gene Ontology annotation, biological process: mitochondrial respiratory chain complex I assembly.
GACGCACUGUGUGUGUCACAGGCUGAAUGUUUAUGCGUGCAGUUUAUUGACAGAUAUCUCCCAUAAAACCUGUAGUGAUGAGCCGUCUUAGUUCUCUGCUGCGAAGGACAUUUGGAGUGGUAAAAGAGCAUGUCGGUACAGAUCAUUUUGGAAAUAAAUAUUACAACGUACCCGAGCAGAAGACAUGGACAGGACGGGUUAUUCGGCCCAGGCGCCUGAUGGAAGCAGCCAAUCCAAAAGCGUUUGAGUAUUUAGAAGGAAGCAUUCCCUCCGAAUGGGAUGCGUGGAUCAGAGGCAGGCGGAAGCAGCCACCCACUAUAGAGGAGUUGCAAAUGAAUGUACGCUACAGGGAGCAGAUCAAAGUCAAAGCUGUAGAAGCAGAGGAGAAGGAUAAAGCCCUGCAGGCCAAAGAGUAUGAAGAAGGAUUGGUGGCCCGACCUGUUCAAACACAAACUAAAGGUCAUGCUUCUGCCACCCAGUUUGGACAGCCAGAAGUCAGUGAGGACCCCAUAAGCACUGCAAACUCAUUCCAGCCAGGGUCCUGGGGACCUCCAGGAGCCAAAAAAUAGAACUAUUAGAAGCCUAUUUUGCCAUCUUCAAUCAAACUGCAGUUCAAGUGUUGGUGGUUGUGCUGGUUUUGGUUGCAUGUCAGUGCUGAUUAAUUAGCUUUUUAAUAUUUUUCAAGUAGUAUGUUAUUGUAUAAAACUGGUUAAGAACCUUGCUAAAUCAGGCUGUUGAUUUUCUGGGACCUCUCCUCUUCAGAAAUGUUUCAAAAUCACUAAAUCUUGCUAUAGAACAUUUAUGCAUUUGAUUUACAUGAAAUGCCAUUACAGAAGCACUGAAGUGGAGUAAUGUCUGCUUUCUCUGGGCAGUCACAUCUACUGAAUCAGUUGAAACUGAUGUAAAACGUGUUACAGAUUUAUUUUUGCACUUUCUGUAUAAAGUGGGUAAAUAAAAGUUGAGUGUGAAUCUUUAAUGUAAGUGUUUCGUAGAAUUAAUCUCCAAUUUUAUUAUAAAAAAAAUUAAGUGUUUUGUGGAUUACUUGGAAAUGAGAAAGAAAAAACAAUAAACCCAGUAAAAAAAAAAAAAAAAAAAAAAAAAAA